Molecule: messenger RNA, 2475 nt
Organism: Exophiala viscosa
Lineage: Eukaryota; Fungi; Ascomycota; Eurotiomycetes; Chaetothyriales; Herpotrichiellaceae
Product: cysteinyl-tRNA synthetase
Exons: 2
Coding region: 1-2475 (824 amino acids)
Biological process (GO): cysteinyl-tRNA aminoacylation
Cellular component (GO): cytoplasm
Molecular function (GO): ATP binding; cysteine-tRNA ligase activity
Source: RefSeq, a predicted model, not a curated record
AUGAAUUUUCUGCGGAGGGCUUGCUCCACUGCUGCUAGACACUCCAAAACCCUCAAGAUGUCGCAGCCUCCUUGGUCCCAACCAUCAGGCACAACUCAUCAGCCGGAGUUGAAAGUCUACAACUCUCUCACGCGAUCCAAAGUACCCUUCAUCCCUCUCAAGACCGAGCAGAUCAGCUGGUAUGCUUGCGGCCCCACCGUUUACGAUGACUCUCACCUGGGUCAUGCUCGCAAUUAUGUUACCACCGACAUCAUUCGACGGCUCCUACGAGACUAUUUCCAUUUCAAAGUCAAGUUUGUCAUGAACAUUACAGAUGUGGACGACAAGAUCAUUUUGAGAGGCAGACAGAGACAUCUCUACGAGGAGUACAAGAAAGAACACAGAUACAUUGACGACAAAGUCCGACAAUUCGCGCGAGACGCAUGGGGCCACUACGUUGAAAAGAACCUGAAGCGCAUAGUACCAUCUACCUUGGCCACACCCGAAACCUUUGACGGUAUCGUCGAGCAUUUCUAUCGAGAUAUACUCGCGGGAGGAAGCCUGGAACCGGGAACCAAAGCAGGAGACAAAGAAGCAAAAGUCAAGAUGCACAUCAAUACUGCACGUUCUACAGCCAAAGCAUUACUCCUCGAUCCCAAAAUGCUCACUCCCCACGAAUUCUACAACCGCGUCAACGAUCCCAUGUGCCUGGAACUUGAUUCAAAGUUUGGAAAGGACAUACGCGGGGACCAGUAUGAUGUUUUUACGAAGCUGACGAAAGAAUACGAGAAUCGCUUUUUCCAAGACAUGCAUGAUUUGAAUGUCAUGAACCCGGACGACACUGUGCGAGUCACGGAACAUGGUCCAGAAAUUGCAGAUUAUGUCAAGAAGAUUUAUGACAACAAAAUGGCGUACCGAACGUCGGAUGGCUCCGUAUACUUCGACAUCAACGCCUUUGAGGCUGCUGGAUAUCCUUACGCGAGGCUGGAACCUUGGAACAGGGGUGACAAGGAGCUACAAGCGGAUGGAGAAGGUGCCCUAUCCCAAAAAGACGAAAGCGUCAAGCGGUCAGAAGCAGACUUUGCUCUUUGGAAGGCUUCGAGACCCGGUGAGCCCAGUUGGCCCAGCGAAUGGGGUCAAGGCCGGCCUGGCUGGCACAUCGAGUGCUCAGCAAUGGCUUCUGGGAAACUUGGACAGCAGAUGGACAUCCACUCUGGUGGGAUUGACCUGGCAUUUCCUCAUCACGACAACGAGCUUGCACAGAGUGAAGCCUUCUGGGCCGAUGGUAGUCAUCGCCAGUGGGUGAACUAUUUCCUGCACAUGGGUCACUUGUCGAUACAGGGCUCCAAGAUGUCCAAGUCGCUGAAGAACUUCACCACGAUCCGCGAAGCAAUCCACGUCAGAAAAGAGUGGACUUCCAGGAGUCUCCGAAUCGUUUUCCUGUUGGGCGGGUGGAGAGACGGCAUCGAGAUCUCAGACGACAUGGUAGUGGAAUGCCGAAGUUGGGAGGACCGCGUGGACAACUUCUUUCUCAACGCAAUCGAAAACAUUAAGGAUGCACAAGCCACAACUGAGCAGAAGCCUGUCCUGCAAGCCAUUCUUCAGGAUGCGGAAGCUAAAGUACGCGCCGCACUGCUGGACUCUUUCAACACGCCAGUUGCCAUGAACGUGAUAUCAUCAUUGAUCAACUCUUACAACAGCGCCAAAAAGUCCGACUUGACGGAGCUUGACCAUAGAAACUUAGGUCUUUUCGUCACCCGGAUGGUCAACACCUUUGGUCUCAACGGCAAUGAACCUGCAAAUACAGAGACGAUAGGCUGGAAAGGUAUCGACAUCUCCGACGAUGCAAAGAAGUAUGUAUAUCCUCUUGCGAAAAUAAGAGAUCAGCUUCGGCAAGCAGCCAUAGCCAAGUCCAUCACCGCGGAAGAGGUUCAAGCGAUUGUCUCGACGUCGCCAGGUGUUGAAGAGCCACCUCCUAGUGUGAGACCAGCCAAGCCUUCAGCCGCCCGUGCCUUGAACGAUUUCAGCCGAAAUGCUCUCGAAGCGGCAUCGGCAAGUGAAUCUGGUGAUCUGAACAAACAGAUACUCGCCCUUUGCGAUAGAGUCCGGGAUGUCGAUCUGUGGCAGCUAGACAUCUACCUGGAAGACCGAGAAAACCUCCCGGCUCUGGUACGACCGGUGACUGAAGGUCUGAAGGCUGCUCGGCGCGAACGGGAAGAGAAGGCACGGCAAAAAGAGGAGGCCAAGAAGAAGCGUGACCAGGAGGCGCGGGAGAAGUUGCAAAAGGGCAAACUCAAUCCGUCAGAGAUGUUCAAGCCUCCGCAUUCGGACGAGUAUUCUGCUUGGGAUCCAGAUGGUGUGCCGACGACAGCGAAAGAUGGAAGUGCUUUGACGGCGUCGCGAGUCAAGAAGCUGAAGAAGGAGUGGGACAAUCAGAGAAAAGCGCACGAGAAGUACCUUGCUGCCACGCAGAAAGGGUCUGCUGGUCAAUCGUGA